AAGGGGCGGACAUUGUAUCUUGAGAACGACAGAAAUGGCAACCAACUGUGCAUCGCAUUACAGAUCACCAACCAAUGGGUGGUGGCAGCGCUGAUUCUGUUCCCCCAAUAGGAAAGGGGCAGACGGGGAGGCGUUACUUCCUGGAGACUUCAGGUGUGGUAGCCGGCGCUGCGCCGGUAGCCGGGACGGGGAUCUGAGCUGGCAGGAUGAAUGUGGGGGUGGCACACAGCGAAGUAAACCCCAACACUCGAGUGAUGAAUAGCCGAGGCAUCUGGCUGGCCUACAUCAUCUUGGUAGGACUGCUGCAUGUGGUUCUACUCAGCAUCCCCUUCUUCAGCAUUCCUGUUGUCUGGACCCUGACCAACGUCAUCCAUAACCUGGCUAUGUAUGUCUUCCUUCAUACGGUGAAAGGGACACCCUUUGAGACUCCUGACCAAGGAAAGGCUCGGCUACUGACACACUGGGAGCAAAUGGACUAUGGGCUCCAGUUUACCUCCUCCCGCAAGUUCCUCAGCAUCUCUCCUAUUGUGCUCUAUCUCCUGACCAGCUUCUAUACCAAGUAUGAUGCUGCUCACUUCCUCAUCAACACAGCCUCAUUGCUCAGUGUACUGCUGCCGAAGUUGCCCCAGUUCCAUGGGGUUCGUGUCUUUGGCAUCAACAAAUACUGAGGGAUGGGUUUUGGGACAGCUCCAUGGGCAUGGGGAAGGCAGUGAAACAGAGGACUAUAAAACAUCCUUCUCUUAUUCUCCAUACUGUCGUCUACACCUUGAAAGCGUGAGACCUAUACAACCUUUCCCAGACUCCCAAGAAGAGAAGAGAUUGGCAAAUGGGGCUCCUGGGCCUAGUCCUGCCAGCGGCAAGUUUCUUUGAAUCAGGAAGGCAGGUGAGGUAAGGGCCAAAUCACUCUCCUCCAUAGCAGGAAGCCAUUUGGGCAGCUUGUUCGGUGAUUACAUCUUUCCAUAUCUUCUACACCUACCACUUUCCAGCUCUGUUUUGCUGUGUAUUUUUCUUAUAAUAAUUUUUUCCAGCUAUAGCUGCAGUUUAAUCAGCAGGAAGGGCAGAGAGCUGUCCUCAUAAGGCUGGGGGUAGGAAGAGGGAAUACUGACCUAAUGUAUAAAACUUAAAACAAUUCUCCAGUCCCCUCUCCUUUGGUCCAGUAGGAGGUGCCCUUCACUCUAAGCUUAACACUUCGUAGGGAAGGGAUUCUCAAAUGAGAAAAAGGGCUCCAGUUGUAUGGGCAAAAAAGAGGGAAGAUACAGGUUACCAGUUAUACAUUUAUAGAAAGAUAAUCCCCUGGCUUUAAAUAGGUAUGUACAUACAAAUAUGAACAAACUUAAAAAAAAAAAUACAAACCCUUGAAUCACAUGGGGGCUUCUGGGAACCCCUGCAUCCUUCCCCCUCACCCAAGGGCAGUGGGCAUGAAUCUACUUUUUAAAAAUGAUUAAUUUUGGCCAUCCUUGCAGAAAAGAGCCUAAAAUUGGGUGAUUUACCCACAAAGUGAAAGUGGAGGGAAAAUUCAGUUUCCACUCUCCGAACUCUAUGCGGUAAUCUAUCAUUAGGGCUACAUGCUUUCUUGUUCUGUCUUUUAAAUAUUAUAUCAGGGUAAAGGAGAGGGCUCCUCCUGAAAUGGGUCAAGAAAGAAGACAGACUUGUGGCUUUAAAAGGGUGGGAAAAAGUGUCAUCUGCCCUAAAAGCAAAUGACAAGACAAAGGCAUACAGACCCCAGGGAAAUACCCAGUUCCCACACCUAAAGGGAUAUACUGUCCAGCCCAGGUCCAGGCCCUAGGUUCUUUACUCUAGCUACCCCCUAUUUCUUUGGUAUUGUCAAAAGACAAGAUUCAGGCCAGGCGCGGUGGCUCAUGCCUGUAAUCCAGCACUUUGGAAGGCCAAGACGGGUAGGUCACCUGAGCUCAGGAGUUUGAGACCAGCCUGAGCAACAUGGUGAAACCCUGUCUCUACUAAAAAUACAAAAAAGAAUUAGUUGG
This is a messenger RNA of Rhinopithecus roxellana (golden snub-nosed monkey), 1985 nucleotides long. RefSeq names its product ORMDL sphingolipid biosynthesis regulator 2 (gene ORMDL2). Gene Ontology annotation, biological process: intracellular sphingolipid homeostasis; negative regulation of ceramide biosynthetic process; ceramide metabolic process. The record is from RefSeq and is a predicted model, not a curated record. Gene Ontology annotation, cellular component: endoplasmic reticulum membrane. Bases 207 to 668 code for a protein of 153 amino acids. Lineage: Eukaryota; Metazoa; Chordata; Mammalia; Primates; Cercopithecidae. The transcript is spliced from 4 exons.